GUCCUUGGACUGUGCAAUCUGACACGUGAACCGAGGAAUUGACAGGACCCGUCCCACUUCAUCUCGGUCGUUGCAAGCCCGGAGAUGGCCUCCGGUCUCGUUGAGAGAAGCCCGCUCGAGUUCGACUACGUCGGCCAGCAGCCGCGUGGCGGCACGAGCCGGCCGAGUCCUCCGCCGAAGACGUUUCUGGUCAAGAUCGUGGAGAAACCGGAUUACACGCACCGGACACACAUCAGGGAAUCGCUCAUCUACGGCCGCUGGCCCGAGCGGGAGGAUGUUUACCAUCUUUUCUCAGACCAUGCCCUAUCCAAGAAUCUGCUGAGCCAGGCUGUGCCCCCCGGCAUGGCUCAUGCGGGGCUCGUGGACUGGGAGUCCUUCGACCAGCUCGACGACGAAGAAAAGCUCUCGGCUUCGCUCACCUCUAAAACGGACUUCGUCCGGGCUCGCGAGCGGCGCCGGAAGAGCGAGAGCAAGCUCUACAGCUUGGUUCAGGCUUACAAUGCCAGGCUUGCGGGGUCCGAGCAGGCGCAGGAAGGUGGAGGGCUCCUGCGUGCGGCUGAGCCAAUGGAUGACGCGGCUGACCUUCAGGACAAUCCCCUUGCUCGAGUUAAUUCCACCGAGGAGGAAUCGUUGAAACCGGCCGUGCGCGACGCGAGCUAGCUUGGAGAGGGUUGGCAACGGUGGCGUUGCUCUGCCCCUGAACGGAUUGAACAUGGUGCCCGACCGCCCGGUCAAGCCAGCACUGUCUCGUCGAGUCGAGCUUGCCCAGAGCUCGCCGCGACCCCGCGCGGUUGCCGGCACUUCUCUUCGUCUGUGCCCGAUUUUGGGGCUUCUAGUGCGUGUGCGCGCUGGGCAACCCGCGGCUCCUAUCUUAUUGGAUGCGUCUCCGCAUCAACCGUGGCUGUGCUCACUCUUCGCUGGAUGGACACAGCCGCGGGACGCGUGGCAGCUGCCGCGUCUGCUCCGAAGAUGCGGAUCGCUCG
Thermothielavioides terrestris NRRL 8126 is the source of this 983-nucleotide messenger RNA. RefSeq lists its product as uncharacterized. Bases 85 to 660 code for a protein of 191 amino acids. The transcript has a single exon. NCBI's taxonomy places the organism in Eukaryota, Fungi, Ascomycota, Sordariomycetes, Sordariales, Chaetomiaceae. The record is from RefSeq and is a predicted model, not a curated record.